AUGGCAUUAAAUAAAAUUAGUACAUUUACAUGGUUUUCAAGAAAUCUUCAUAUAACAAAAAAAACACCACAAAAUAAUGUAGAAAAAAUCAUAAAAAAUGAAAAGUUUCUAGAGAUUAUGAAUGAUAUUGCAGCAUCAUCAUUACAAAAAAAUACUACUAAAUCAUCAUCGUUAAUAAGAAAACAAAAAGAUGAUGAUGAAUUGGCAAUGAUAGAAAAAAAUGAAGAUCAACAGUCGGAAAAAGAGUUGAUUAGACAAUCAGAGGCUGCAAAAUUUGGAAGUAAAAAGAUUGGGUGGACUUUAUUACCUAAUUGGUUGUCUGAUGGUGUUAAAACUAUUUUAGAAGGCAGAGAGCUUUCUACAAUUCAAUAUGAUGUUUUACGUAUAUAUAAAUCUUUGAGAUCAAGAACAGGUCAUGAAAUAAAAAAUAAAGAUGCAAUCCAAAAGUUCAAAAGAAGUUCCCAAAAUGAGACAUCAAUCCCUCAUGUACUCGAGUAUGGUGAACGUGAAUCCAUAGCAUAUAUAGCAGGUUAUCUACCGGUCACUUAUGGACCAACAUUUAAUGUUCUAACAGAAGUGAGCACAAGAAUUCCAGAUUUUUCACCAAAAAGUGUUUUGGAUUUUGGUACUGGUCCUGGUACUGCAAUAUGGUUGCAACCCACAUAUGAUCUUGUAAUAAGCGCAUUCACACUAACUGAAUUACCAAACAUUAAAAUUAUUGACUCAAUUUUGGAAGAUUUAUGGAAAAGAACAAAUGAUGUUUUGUGUCCACAUGAUGGUCAAUGUCCUUUACAAAAUUCAAAAAAUUGGUGCCAUUUUUCACAAAAAAUAAAUCGACCUGGUUAUUUUAGUAAAGUAAAGAAUUCUAAACAUUCGAAUUAUGAAGAGUCAAAGUAUACAUAUGUUAUUAUUCGAAAAGGAGAACGUCCCAAAUCAAUGGUGUCAGCAGAAUUGUCCAAGUCAGUAGAAUCAGUUGAAUCAACCAGAUCGGCAGAUCAUGUUCAUGAAGCAUAUAAUUGGUCACGUCUCAUCUUACCACCUAUUAAACGUGGUGAACAUGUAUUAUUGGAUUGUUGUUCAAAGAAUGGAUCUAUUGAAAGAAUUAUUAUUCCAAAAUCUCAAGGCAGAUUGAUAUAUCGAGAUGCACGUAAAUCAAAUUGGGGAGAUUUGUUUCCACAUUAUCCAAAAAAGCCUGGUGUUCGGUUAUUUAAUUUUGAUGAUAGCCCUGAUAAUUAA
Molecule: messenger RNA, 1236 nt
Organism: Entrophospora candida
Lineage: Eukaryota; Fungi; Glomeromycota; Glomeromycetes; Entrophosporales; Entrophosporaceae
Source: the annotation of a GenBank genome assembly